Trichogramma pretiosum is the source of this 541-nucleotide messenger RNA. Its product is annotated as NEDD8-like protein RUB3. Gene Ontology annotation, cellular component: nucleus; cytoplasm. The transcript has 3 exons. Gene Ontology annotation, biological process: modification-dependent protein catabolic process; regulation of proteolysis; protein neddylation. Gene Ontology annotation, molecular function: ubiquitin protein ligase binding; protein tag activity. Bases 146 to 541 code for a protein of 131 amino acids. The record is from RefSeq and is a predicted model, not a curated record. Lineage: Eukaryota; Metazoa; Arthropoda; Insecta; Hymenoptera; Trichogrammatidae.
UGCAGCCAAUUUCCAAUAUCCAUAGCGCAUAUAGUGACUCUGUCUUCACUCUACACUCGACGUCCUCGCCCCAACCUCGACUGCCCUUGCGAAUACUUCAUGCGAAUACUGCGAAUUUUCCGUUUACUCAUACAUUUUCAUUACAAUGCGUGUAUUUGUUAAGUUUCUUGUGGAUACUUAUGGUGAUCUCACGAUUCCAAUGGACAUUGAUUCAACAGACAAAGUGCAAAGGAUCAUGGAGAAAAUUAAAGAGGAAGAAGGUAUUCCAAUUUAUCAUCAAAGAAUUAUAUUUCGUGGAAAACGACUAUUCUGUGAAGAUACAUUACAAUACUACAAUAUUCAAGAAGGAGAUAUGAUGUUUUUGGUCCUUCUACUAGGACCCCCUCCUGGUAAGAAGUGCAUUGUAGGUAUGGCGCACAAUUUUGCCAAAGAUCUUGCAAAACUUGACGCAGAAAAUUUUGAAGAAACCCAAAUGAAGGAGAUUGCAAAAAGAGCACAAUCAUUUGCACGAGAUAUUGAAGCAUUCUAUAGGUUCAAAUAA